Messenger RNA from Chilo suppressalis (striped riceborer), 4571 nucleotides. NCBI's taxonomy places the organism in Eukaryota, Metazoa, Arthropoda, Insecta, Lepidoptera, Crambidae. The record is from the annotation of a GenBank genome assembly.
AAAAAAUCUUACAUUUUCUUUCGCCUAGUCCCCAUAUACCAAGUCCGUACUGUCCGAAAAAGAACUUCGUUAAAAAAAAUCCAUAAUUCACUAAUGUACCUACAUAAAAGCGAUACCUACACGCCAGUUUAAAUGUCGUUGAUUGUACGCUAAACGCAUAAUACAUACAGUUUCAACAUUGCUAAGUACGUGUGCUUCUCCUAUUCAAUAAGACAAAGGCCAUUAUAGAAUGGGUGGCGAACUUGUGGGCGGAGAGUAACGAAGGGCGGGGCGCAACGCAGGUUGUCGGGCCCUCACUCCCUCUGAUAUCGCUCAGUUUCACAACUACACCUGGCAGAACACGCCGGGCGAACUACUACGAGUAUUUCCACUUUUUAUCAUUUCGAAUGUUUGAAACUGCAAAUCAAAUGGAAAAGUGACUGCAAAAUCCGUGAUCGUUUCUUGGGAAAUGUUUGAUAUGGAGGGUGGUAAUGGGCAUAUGAGGUGCCCGGUGCUGGAGGCAGUCGGUGUGAUACCCGUGAAUGUGGACGGCUCGCCGUUAUCAGCCAAUAGUUCUGACAUGUUCCUCUAUGAUGAUUCUUCGAUGUCCGACUGCAGUCUGUACGCCAGUGACCAGGAAAAUCACUCCACGCCAAGAAAACGGUCGGAUUGCAGACGUCUCCACAAAAGGCGGUCUAGAUGCCCACAGCAACAGAUUCAGCAGCGACAGGCGGCCAACCUGCGCGAGCGGCGCCGCAUGCAAUCAAUCAACGAUGCCUUUGAAGGCCUGCGCGCUCACAUACCGACAUUGCCAUACGAGAAACGUUUGUCCAAAGUGGACACGUUGAAACUGGCUAUUGGCUACAUCAGCUUCUUAGGAGAGCUGGUCCGUACCGAUAGAGGCGCAUCAGAUUCAAUGUUGAUGGGAAUGGGCAAUAUGCAGAAUAAAGAGGAACAUAAGAAAAUCAUCGUGAGAGUAAUGGCACUGACCGCCGCAGAAAAACAAAAACAAUAUAGAGAGAGACAGAAACUUAAUGCAGUGAAGUAUGAAGAUGCAAAACGGAAACAUAGAGAACGUUAUCACAAAACCAAAAGACUGGUUAAAGAUCUCACACCUAAAGAAAAAUAUAAUGCCAAUCUGAUAUGGAGACUGCGAAAACGAGACCUGAAAAAACGAAAGCAGAACACUGAAAGGUUAUUACAAUAUACGCCACCGGAAUCUCCAAGCUCUAGCCUGCGUGACGAUAUCCAAACGCCACCGCCUUUGCCUCCAAUGGGUACUCCUCCACCAGCUAGUUCACCAUCAUUAGCAAAAGCAAGAGGUAGAAAAAAAAUUAAGAAGAACAGAUCAAAAGAUUACAGAGAAAAUAAGAAACUGACAGAAGAAAAUGUAAAGCUGAAACGAAAAUGUGAAAAAUACAAAAAAAAGAUAUCUAAGACAAAAUGAGACAAGGAAACGCAAAAAAUACAGAAGACGCAGAAUGAAGACGAUUUACGAUACAAUAUUUUAAGUACAGCCAUAAAAAAUACUUUUAAAAGUACAAGAUCUAGAAAAGAGAAACAAGUAAUAAUGAAAAUAUUUUCUACGCAUGAAGUCAGACAGUCACGCAUAAGAAAAAAAAUACUUGUUGAAAAUUUAGGUCUUGACAAAGUUAAGAAAGUAAAAUUUAGUAUGGUGAGACAAACAGUACUAAAAACCAAAAUUAAAGACUUUUUUCUUAGAGACGAUAUUUCACGAGCAUCUGCUGGUAAAAAGGAAACGGUAACAAAGCAAAAGACUAAAACACAAAAAAGAUACUUAUUAGAUGGAAUGAAAAACCUCCACCUUUUGAAAGUCUCAAAAAAGAGAACCCUGAGUUACGUUGUUCAUAUUUCUAUUUUAUCAAAAACAAGCCAUUUUUUGUAGUUAAAGCUUCUAUUGAUGCUCGUGACACGUGCAUGUGUAAAAUACAUGCAAAUUUUGCAUACAAAACGAAUUCUUUGAAAAAAAAAGGGUAUUGUAGGAACUGAUGACAUGAAUAUCUUAAUCGAGUCUACAGUCUGUGACGCUAUUUAAAAGAUUGUAUGUACGGAAUCUGCACCAUGUGUCGAAACAAGAAAAAGAAAAAUAACACUGAUAAAAUAAAAGAUGAAAUCAGAUGGGCUGAAUGGGUUAGAAAAGAAGAGAAGUAUGAAAAAGAUGGAAAGAUGAUAAAAACUAUAAAGAACGUUAAAGAAGAAAUGAGCGCAACUGCGGAGGACUUCAUAACCAGAUAUGAGAAAGACCUAACUGCUAUGAAAAAACAUGUCUUCAACAUCAAAUCACAAUUCCUAAGCUUCCGGCGUUGUCUCGAGCAAAUUCAGCUAAAUGAGUGCAUUUUUAUUGCAGAUUUCAGUGAAAAUUACAACUGUAAAUACGGUCAAGAGGUACAGUCACAUCAUUUUGGUGGGUCGCGAAAACAAAUCUCACUGCAUACAGUCGCUGUGUAUACUUAUGACAAAGAAGUCGCUGCAGGUCACAAUGUCCACUCAUUUUUUACUGUAUCUGCAUCCAAUAACCAUCAGCCAGCUGCAAUUUGGUGUCACCUAGAUCCGAUUCUUAAAUGGAUAAGGUCUGAAUUUACUACAGUUGAUACCAUUCAUUUUUAUUCUGAUGGGCCCAGCACACAGUAUCGUCAAAAACAGAAUUUUUAUUUCAUGUGCACGAAAUUUUUUGAUGAUUAUGGAUUUGCUGCUAUGACUUGGUCAUUUUUUGAAUCAGGCCAUGGCAAAGGACCAGCUGAUGGCGUCAGAGGUUUUCUCAAAAGGACGGCAGAUCAAAUUGUAGCGAAUGGUGAGGAUAUUGCAGAUGUUUAUCAAUUUCAUGAAAAGCUGAAUAACGCCAGCAAAAUACAACUUCAUCUAAUAGAAGACAAAGAUAUUCAAGAUUUGCAGAGGGCAAUACCGAGUAAUAUUCCAAGACUUAUCGGGACUCUCAAAGUUCACCAGGUAUUUACAGAUUGCCGCGGUAUUCUAAAAUUUAGAGACCUAAGCUGUUUCUGUGAUAAGGGAAUUUUUGGUAGAAGAGGAUUUUGCAAAUGCCUGGAACCAAAAGUUUACGAUGUCAGAACUGCUAGUAAAAUAGUAGAUAAUGACGAAAACAUGCCAAGCUCUUCUUUGUCACAGUCGCAAAAAGAUUGUUCGCAUAAAUCGAAAACCGCAGAAGUGACACACUUUUCUUCAGAUGACGAGGAGCCUUUGAUUUCAUUAAAAAUAUCUCAAGAGUUAAAGGACCUCACCAAUACACGCAAAAAGAUUUACGAAAAUGUUUAUGGUCAUUCAUCAGAUGAUGAACAGCCUUCUACUAGUUGCGGCAAAGAAAACAGUAGAAUAGGCUGAGGCGAUUUUCUACUAGUCAAGGUUUAUGUCGACGUAUCUAAAAGCUACUCGUACUCGUACGCUUGCAAAACGUUAAGUGAAAUUGAAGAUGACGGUGAAAUUAAAGUCAUGUUUUUGCGGGUAGUUGACAAAGCUGCUACACGAUUUCGAAUUGAUGAUAAGGAUAUUUGCUAUGUAGAGUACGAUGAUGUGAUUCAGAAAUUGAGUGAGCCUAACGUUAUUAAGAAAGGAUAUCGUACAUAUUAUCAGUUUAAAGAAACUGUGAAUGUUUAUGAAAAGUAAUUUUAGUUUCUUUCUAUUCUAUAUGUCCUUGAUUCAUUUUAAUGUUGUUUAAACUUAUACUUAUAUAUUUUAUUUUCUUUCUUGUUAAUAUCUAAGGUAAACUUUUAAAAACAUUCUCAUGUGUUACCAAAAAUUUUCUCAUGCGUUACCAAAUGUCCCUAUAUACAUGUUUUGUGAACUUAUUAAGUAUGUUGUUUAAGCUAAAGGACUGAAAAUAGUUGAUGUAAAUGUAAAGUAAGCUAUAAUUUUAUCUUAGAAAUAAAGGUAUAAAGAUUGGGUUUAUCGAGUAGAGAUUACGAUUAAAGUUAAAAGAGCAAAAUUAUGGAAAGUAACGCGAGAGAAUUGUUUAAGUUCCGUUUUCUCUUAAAUAUUACUUAAUACUAAGACUGAUUCUAACGAAAGACUGUGAUUACGUUAUGUUUGUUAACAAAUACAAUUUGAACAAAAUAUAAGAAUUGUUUUAUUUGUUAAAAAUAAAUAUUAUCACAGUAACGCAAGAGAAUAUUAUCAAGACUGCUAUUGUCAUUUCACAAAAAAACUCAAAAACCCUAAUACAAAUGUCGCGGCCCGUAUUUGUUACAUGAGGUAAGGUAAAUUUUGACCAUAAAUAUUGCACGUUUUGUUUAAAAAUCGAUUACAAUAUUACAUUAACAUUUGUCACAAACAGGUCGCCAAAGGAGUACCUUAAAAGUUGAUUCACCCAAAUAUCAAUUAUCGUAUCGGAUAAUACGUCUUGUAUAUUUCUUAAGUUUUGCAGCAUGUUGUUGGCUAUAGCUGUUGUGAUUGUAAACGUGUUUAUAUCAAGCUGCUGUUGCAUUUCUUGUUUCAUUUUAUUAGCGGCCGCGUCCAAUAGCAAUAUAUGUUGAUUUAUUUCUUUGUGCUGUUUAUCAAUCAAAUUUUCUGUUCUCUUCAAGACAUCGUAUUCUGAUUCAAUGAUAGAAGUCUGAUUUUUC